GGUCUUUCAAGACCCGGAAAACCGGGAGUGACUUUCAAAGUCUGAAAACGUUGAUAACGUCCAUAUUUAAGUUCGACGUUUUAAGAUAUUUUUUUACGUGUAUAGGUUUUAAUAUAGCCUCGGUUGUCUCCAGUAUGUUGCAGGCUUUGAAAAGCGUCAGACACCUGCAGUCCAGUGCAAUGAAACACGCAGUUUCAGAGCUCUGUGUCCCGGUCCCAUGGGGAGAGCUCAGAGGGAAAGUCUGGGGUCCCAAUCACGGUCGUCCCGUGCUGUGCCUGCACGGCUGGGCUGACAACUGUGGCACAUUCAACAGUCUCAUUCCCCUUCUACCCAAAGAGUGCAGAUAUGUGGCGGUGGAUCUGGCGGGUCACGGUCUGUCGUCACAUCGUAGUCCUGGAGUUUUCUACUCUUUUCCGGCGUAUGUGAUGGACGUACGCAGAGUUGUUGACGCUCUGCAGUGGAGCAAAUUCUCCAUCAUAGGCCACAGUAUGGGUGGCAACGUUGCUGGAAUGUUCAGUUCACUGUAUCCUGAGAUGGUGGAUGCUGUCGUACUGCUGGACUCAUAUGGAUUCUUUCCUACAGAUAAGAAAGAAAUGUUGAAAGUGAUGAGGCAAGGGAUGGAUCAGAUGGUUCAGUUUGAAAAAAUGACGGAAGAUAAGAAGAGAAGAGUUUACACUUAUGCAAAUGCAGUAGAGAGGCUGAUGGCUGCCAACCCGACUCUGUCUGAACGGUCUGUGCACAUCCUUUUAGAGCGAGGUCUAGUUCAAGUUGAAGGAGGUGUGGCGUUUACCCGAGACCUCCGUAUUAAUCUGAAAAAUAUAACGCGCAUCAGUUUGGAGCAGAGUCUGGAAUUGCAGUCAGGGAUUCAAGCCUCUGUUCUAGUUAUUCUAGCAGAGGACGGCUUUGAGAAAAUGUUUAGUGAACCCGAGCAAAAGAAAUUCACAUCAGCAAUUCUCCAGGCCUAUAGGGACAGAAAUCACGCGGUGGUGACCGUACCAGGUGAUCAUCACGUCCAUCUGAAUGAUCCUAAAGCUGUCGCUCCACUUGUGUCUGACUUCCUGCAGACCAAAGUGUUGACACAGCCAGCCCGACAAACAGCUGAACAGACCUCGAAGUUAUAGCAAACACAAAAAACAUUGGUUUUGCCUUAAGUAAUAUUACACUGCUGAUUUUAACAUAACAUUUGUUUGUAUUCAUAUUGUACUGUUUACACUCACCUUGGUGCUAAAACCUGUCAACCAGCUAUGUAAGCAUAACUCAUGUUACUUUUGCUGAGCGCCUUUAAGUAUUUAAUGCAUUUUAAUAGAUAUUUAAUAGCCGCUUGUCUUUAACUCCAGAGGGUCUGUGAAAUAGUGAAGGGGGGUGUUGGGUAAGUUGAAGAGACAAAUCAGCAAAAAAAACAGCCAAAAGAGCUGAGCAUGAAGGGAAGGACUCAGCCAGCCAGUGCCAUUAAGCAUGGCCGUUCACUGUGUUUACCUUCAUUAACUCUCCUGAAUCGAUACCAAGCUCCAUAACCACACAGACCUUUACACACAUCACACUGGUCCGUUACAACUCUACUCAGCCAGAGAUUUCACCGCUCUCAGUUGAGAUGGAUGGCAAAGCGCUGCGGUGUUAGCCCAUAGCAGACCUUUCCAUUGCUCAUAGCUUAUUCCUGACAGAACACCACGGUGAUUUUCAGACUGCUUGCAUGUUUUCUUCAGCCUCACAUUGUUGAAAUGGAGCAGCUAAUAUCGGUAGCGAGAGCAAGAAGUUAGCAGACUGCCAAGACUGCACCUCUCUCUCUGCUCUGCUUCAAGGGUGUGUCCCUAAAGCCCUGCCCUUGGUGAAACAGGGAGAUCAAAGGAGAGGACAGCAAAAUGCAGUAAAGAUUCACUGAGCUGAAAUGGAAACACUGCGCUUCAUUUUGAAGGAUUCUGUUAUUCUACAGUAUUAAAAACAAAACAAAUCUCUUAAUCCUACAAUAUAAAACCGAAUACCUACCCAACGAAUAAAUAUCCGAAAAGUGAAAAGGUUCAAAAAGUCAACAUUAGCUUUGUAAAGAUAGAUGGCUAAGCCGUUGUAUUGGACUGCAUUAGAUCAUACAGGAGUAAUAAAGAUCUUAGUUAUUUAGACUAUACUGAACUCUAUUCUGAGCUUGGUGUCUUCCUGCUGCCCUGCAGUUCAGACUGCUGUGUAUUAGCAGGCAGAAGGUAUAGGAUCACCUUGUAGCUGCUGUCUUUGAGGAUUGUUUAAAAUGCACAGGUGUCUUAGAAGUCCGCUGCCUGUUGUUAAUAUUUUAUCAGUUGCUCAGUUUCUCUGAAGCGUGUCCUCAUGUUUAAUCUCAAAAGGUAGUAAGCUGUGGGAAGAAAGUGUGUGUACCUGAGUGCCACAGUGGGAGCAGAGGAUGAAUAUGAACUCAUCAAGUACUGUCACACAGUAUAUUGUUUACAGCAUUUAAACUAUGUUAAUAAAGGCUUUUAUUUUGGAGGAUCAUCUGUUGGAAAUCUAUGAAACUACAAUUCCUUAAAUUUUUUUAUGUAAUGUAAUCUUUAAUCAUUUUACAAUUGACCAUCAUCUAUCUUUGCUUUUUCUGUGAUCUACUUUUAAAUAUUUAAAAUGAAUGUAUUUUUCAGGCUAUUGUAAAUAUUUACCCAUAUACAGUAUGUUAGGAUAUUGUUGCACAGUUUUCCUUUUUUUUUCUAAAAUGCAAAUAAAAUUUAUUUUGAUGAUUUCCUGAUUUCCAUCCAAUAAAUCGUUAAAGAUGCAUGCAGUUGUUUGACAGCUGUUGAAAGGCUGUGGACAAUUAUUGAAAUCAGAUAUGUAAAAUAAAUAAUUGGAGCACGGAAGACCUUUUGGUAGAGGGAAAACCAUGUCUUGCCGAAUUGUUGAUAUUGAGUUAUAUGUAUUUAUAACUAUUGUAGCAAUGUCACUUUUGCCAUUAAAAAAAACUAUGAAGGGG
Molecule: messenger RNA, 2941 nt
Organism: Perca fluviatilis (European perch)
Lineage: Eukaryota; Metazoa; Chordata; Actinopteri; Perciformes; Percidae
Product: serine hydrolase-like protein
Exons: 12
Coding region: 135-1121 (328 amino acids)
Source: RefSeq, a predicted model, not a curated record